Neoarthrinium moseri is the source of this 2547-nucleotide messenger RNA. RefSeq lists its product as uncharacterized. The record is from RefSeq and is a predicted model, not a curated record. The coding region runs from base 1 to 2547 and encodes 848 amino acids. NCBI's taxonomy places the organism in Eukaryota, Fungi, Ascomycota, Sordariomycetes, Amphisphaeriales, Apiosporaceae. Gene Ontology annotation, molecular function: clathrin-cargo adaptor activity. The transcript is spliced from 6 exons. Gene Ontology annotation, biological process: receptor-mediated endocytosis; intracellular protein transport; Golgi to vacuole transport. Gene Ontology annotation, cellular component: AP-1 adaptor complex; Golgi apparatus; membrane coat.
AUGAGUUCCUUGAAGCAGUUCAUCCGCAACGUGCGAGCGGCCAAGACCAUCGCCGACGAACGAGCCGUCAUCCAGAAGGAGAGCGCAGCCAUCCGCGCCAGCUUUCGCGAGGAGAGCCACGACCACAACAUCAGGCGCAACAAUGUAGCAAAGCUGCUCUACCUGUUUACGCUCGGCGAGCGGACGCACUUUGGCCAGAUCGAGUGCAUCAAGCUGCUGGCAUCCCCUCGCUUCGCCGACAAGCGCCUGGGACACCUGGCCACCAGCUUGCUGCUGGAUGAGAACCAGGAGGUCUUGACCCUCGUCACCAACUCGUUGCAAAACGACCUCGGCCACUCCAACCAAUAUGUCGUCGGCCUCGCGCUCUGCACCUUGGGCAACAUCGCAUCCAUCGAGAUGUCCCGAGACCUGUUCUCCGAGAUCGAGAAGCUCGUGUCCACCAACAACCCCUACAUCCGAAGAAAGGCAGCCCUAUGUGCCAUGAGAAUAUGUCGAAAGGUUCCCGAUCUGCAGGAGCACUUCAUCGAGAAGGCCGCCGUCCUGCUGUCCGACCGACACCACGGUGUCCUCCUGUGCGGCCUGACCCUGGUCACGAGCAUGUGCGAGGCCGAUGAGGAGGAGGGCGGCGAAGAGGGCAUUGUCGAAAAGUACAAGCAGUUCGUGCCCCUGUUGGUGAGGACACUCAAGGGACUUGCCACUUCUGGGUAUGCCCCUGAGCACGAUGUCACCGGCAUUACCGACCCCUUCCUCCAAGUCAAGAUUCUCGCCCUCCUUCGCGUCCUGGUUCGUGGAGAUCCGGAAGGAACCGAGCAGAUCAACGAUAUCCUCGCCCAGGUUGCUACCAACACCGACUCCACCAAGAACGUCGGCAACUCGAUUCUCUACGAAGCUGUGCGGACCAUUCUCGACAUCGACGCCGACUCUGGUCUCCGCGUUCUGGGUGUCAACAUUCUCGGCAAGUUCCUCACCAACCGCGACAACAACAUUCGAUACGUGGCUCUCAACACUCUCAUCAAGGUGGUCGCCAUUGAGCCGAACGCAGUGCAGCGCCACCGGAACACCAUUCUCGAGUGUUUGAGAGAUCCGGAUAUCAGCAUUAGACGCAGAGCCUUGGAUCUCAGUUUUACCCUCAUCAACGAGAGCAAUGUGCGGAUCCUCAUUCGGGAGCUCUUGGCGUUUUUGGAAGUCGCCGACAACGAGUUCAAGCCUACUAUGACCAGCCAGAUCGGCGUUGCGGCCGAUCGAUAUGCUCCCAACAAACGAUGGCACAUCGACACUAUGCUGCGCGUGCUCACUCUGGCUGGAAAUUAUGUCAAGGAGCAAAUCUUGUCAUCCUUCAUUCGUCUCAUUGCCACGACCCCUGAACUCCAGACCUACGCUGUGCAAAAACUAUACAUCAACCUGAAGAAAGACAUUACCCAGGAGAGUUUGACUCAGGCGGGUGCCUGGUGUAUUGGUGAAUACGCAGACUCGUUACUGAGAGGUGGUCAGUAUGAGGAGGAGGAGCUCGUCCAGGAGGUUAAGGAGCACGAAGUCAUUGACUUGUUCUCCACGAUCUUGAACAGCAGUUACGCCACUCAGGUGGCUACGGAGUACAUUGUCACCGCAUUGAUCAAGCUCAGCACGCGUCUCUCUGAUGCCUCCCAAAUUGAGAGAGUUCGCCGCCUCAUCCAGCUACACCAAACGAGUCUUGAUGUUGAGGUUCAACAAAGAGCUGUCGAGUACGGCAAUCUCUUUUCGUAUGACGAGAUCCGCCGAGGCGUUUUGGAGAAGAUGCCGCCCCCGCAGAUCAAAGAAUCUUCGCGAGUACUCGGCGAGGCCACAACAAAAACUAAAAAGGCGGCCAACCGGAAGUCUAAACUCAUCGCGAAGCCCUCUACGGAUCAAGACCUACUCGAUCUGAUGGGAGACGUUACAAGUCCCGCCUUGACUUCACCGACCAACGGUGGCCCAAGCAACACCGACCUCCUGGCAGAUAUCCUUGGUGGUGCGACUAGCCCGCCUCCUCAGGGUGCUGGCUCUCCACCUCCCCAGCAAUCCAACGUUAACUCCAUUAUGGAUCUCUUCUCCUCGGGAGCAUCGUCGUCGCCUGCUCCUGGCGGCGCGCCCGCGAGCUCAGACCUCGAUAUUCUCGGUGGCAUGGGAUCGCCACCACCCCAGCCACAAGCAGCUCCGCAAGCCCCGGCUGGUAUCCCUUGCUACGAUGCGAAUGGCAUCAACGUAACCCUGCAACUACAACGAAAUGCAGAAGGUGCCAUCCAAGUAUCAGGCCGUUUCCGCAACACAUCCGGUGUCUCCAUCUCCAACGCUGGUCUCCAGGCUGCCGUACCGAAGUCCCAGAAACUCCAGUUGCUCAGUAUAUCCAACUCGGAUAUCCCCCCUGGCGGCGAGGCAACGCAGCUGAUGAGGAUUUUGGGUGCCAAAGGGCCUCUUCGGUUACGUUUGAGAAUCGGCUACACGCAUCCAUCGGCAGGACAGGUAAUGGAUCAGUGCAUGUACUCACAGACCCAGAAGGUCGCAAAAAGUCACGAGCUCAGCAUGGAGUAA